Molecule: messenger RNA, 2211 nt
Organism: Didymodactylos carnosus
Lineage: Eukaryota; Metazoa; Rotifera; Eurotatoria; Philodinida; Philodinidae
Source: the annotation of a GenBank genome assembly
GUUUAGCUAUUACCAGAUGGCAUAAUUUUAUAAUUUUUAACUAUAUGUUAUCCACUCCUACACUUGGGGUGUUUUUCAACGAAGAAAUAGCAUCCAGGAUAUCUUGAAGCAUAAAAGUAAAAUGAGAUAGAUUGUGUUGUCUGCUACAAGAGAAGAAUGAAAGCGGAGAAGAAUUUGAUGUUACAUCAGCAGGAGUGAAACAUGUGGAGAAGAAUUUAUCGAACAUAUUUGCACUAUCAAGAGACAAAUUGAGGUUACGUUAUUGUCAUCACUGAAAGAUUUUGGCUGUGGGGAAUUACCCUUACGAAAUUUAUUAAUAAAAGACCAAAACUUUUUAGGAUUUGAGAAAUGCUGUGAAAUUUUCUGAAACAUACAAUCCUAUUGGAAACUUUUUACACAUGAGCUAGUUUUCCAAAGAUCCCUAGAAAAUCUGUUUCAGAAAGCUCUUCUGGGAAAAAUUUUGGUUAUGAAAACAUGUCCCUAAGUCUCCUCUUUCGAAUGGUGAAAAUUGGAGCUCUUUAGCCUUUUCCUAUCAAAAGUUAUUCCAAAAACAUUUAUAUACCAUUCUUUUUUUGGAUGGACAAUAGUUGUUUUCCAUAAUUCAAGAAAUCCGCUGGUGUUGCAGGGAACUGCUUGACCUCCAAUUUCAAUGUUGGCUUAACUUUUAUCAACAAAUAUUGUAAUCUGAUUGCUUCUGACAUUAGUUCUCCUCCAAUAGUUCUUCAUAUCAAAAUUUGAUGAUUCUUUUCUAGAGAAGCCUUCCGUGAGAUUUUUACAUAUUCUAAAGCAAGAUCUCGUCGGAGUAUUUCCAAUUUUUGAGUCCUUUGGACUCCACUUACGUUUUCAUGGUACAUUACACUAUAUCAACUGCACACAUCAAACACACUGCGUCUAGUUAGUUCUAUUUCCUAUUUAGUUUAGUUUCCUAUCGAGUUUAUUCUAUUUCCUAUUUUCUACUAAUUUCCCAGAGUAAAAAGUUAAGAAAUUUGAAAAUACUCCUCUCCAAUUUUUCUGUCAGUUUGAAGUACAAAGGUUGUACUCUACGCUAAGCUAUUUUGUAGAAAAAGGUACAUUUUAUUUCUUAAGUUAUAUAUCUAUCAGUAUCGCAACUGAGCAAAGAAAAUCAUAGUUUCUUUUAUGUUCAGUAGUUAAAUAAGACUCUUUUUGACCAUUAUGUGUUAGAGAACUACCUCGUUUUCGUUCUCUAAACUACAUUUCUCGUUGGUAGAUACACUCCUUAUUUUCUUAUGGACGGCAGGUCAGUGCUCUCCUUUUUUAUCUUGAUUUAUCUUCAGUUCUUCACCAUUUCUAGAGAGCUUCCCUUCGAUACUUUGGAAAACAAUUCGAAAGCAAUUCCUCUUUUCUCUUCACUACUUUUUCACUGUACAGUUUUUCUUUAAAACUAAAAAUAUUAAUAUAAAUAUUAUAUAAGUAGUAUUAAUAAAUAUUACUAGUUGAGUAGUGUAGAAGUCAAAAGUUCGAUUCUACUAUUCAAUUAUUCAAAUGCUAAUUCAGUUCCAGAUUCACAAUUUCUCAAUUAUUAAUAGUUGAAUUCAACUUUUGAGUUCUGCAUGUAUGUACUAGUUGGAAUUUGUGUCAGAAACGAAGCAUUACGUCUCCAUAGACACGUCGAGGGAGUGUCAAUAGCUUCUUUCUGGCACGCCUGGGCGUGUCAAUAGCCAUUCCGAUAUAUUUAAACUCAGUCAACAAACCAAAAAUGUCUUUUGAAUCACAAUCAAAAGAUUUUCGAAAAACAUUCACUCGUUACACAUCAUCGGCAACAUCCAGUUAACAACAAAAUGAGCAAGAAAAAACAAUAAAUAAAUCAGCUGUUGAAUUUAAGAAAGUAAUGAAUAAUGUCAAAACGUUUUCGGGGAUUUUAGAUAGAUAAGCAUCUGAAUGGUGGAAUGAUAUUAUUUAUUUAUUUGAUAUAAUUGAUGUUAAUAAUGAAGACAAAUUCCGUUUUAUUAGAUCAAAAUUAGUUGGUGAAGCCCGUCGAUGGUAUCAACAAAAUCAAACCACCAUUAUAGAUUGGCCAUCAUUUCAACAUGAUUUAGACAGAAAUAUUUAUCAUCAUCGGAUAGUGAUAAUUAUAUAAAAAUUGAACAAUUAAAACAAUAUAAACAAACAAAAAAUCAAACGGUAAAACAAUAUUAUAGUGAAUUAACGAAAUUAUGUGAUGAAAUUAAUCCAACAAUAUCUGAUGCGUAG